UCGCGCUUAGUCACAGGUUGCCUAAGCGCGCAGACGGUCAGCAAUGGACGACACCGACUUCUCGCUCUUCGGCCAGAAGAACAAGCACAAGAAGGACAAGGCGGAUGCCACCCAGAUCGCCAAGACGCCCACCUCGGAGCUGGACCUCAAGAGGAUCAUCACCUCGCGGCCCACCAACGAGGACACAUACGAGAAUUGCCCACGGGCGGGCAUCGCGCUGAUCCUCAACCACAAGGAUGUCAAGGGGCAGAAGCAGCGAGUGGGCACCGAACGGGAUCGCGAUGACAUGGAGGCCACGCUCAAGGGAUUCGGAUUCGAUGUGCGGACCUACGACGAUCUAACCUUCUCCGACAUCAACGACAAGCUUAAGGAGGUGGCACGCGAGGAUCACAGUAAAAACGAUUGUUUUGUGCUGGCUGUGAUGUCGCACGGAACUGAGGGCAAAGUCUAUGCCAAGGACAUGUCCUAUCCGGUGGAGCGCUUGUGGAACCCCUUCCUCGGCGACAACUGCAAGACGCUGAAAAACAAGCCAAAACUCUUCUUCAUCCAGGCCUGCCGUGGCGAGAAUCUGGAGAAGGCCGUCGAGUUCUCAAGCUUCGCGGUGAUGACCAGGGAACUGGCCCCGGAACCCGUUGCCCCCGUUCAGCCCAUCACCUAUGCCAUCCCCAGCACAGCGGACAUGCUCGUCUUUUACUCCACAUUCGACAAAUUCUUCUCGUUCCGCAACGUAGACGAUGGGUCCUGGUUCAUCCAGAGCUUGUGCCGGGUCCUCGACGUCGCCGCCUGCAACGAGGCCUCCCAGCCGGAGGGCGCCGAGCUGCUCCGCCUGCUGACCGCUGUGAACCGCAAGGUGGCCUACGAGUAUCAGUCGAACACGAAGAACGAGGCCCUCAACCAGAUGAAGGAAAUGCCCAACUUCAUGUCCACGCUGACGAAAACCUUUAACCUGCGUGUCAAACCCAAGUCCUGAACGCCUGCCCUCGAAUGUGGAAUCAGCGCCAGUCCAUGGGGACUGGAACAAUGAGUCCGUGGCGAACGAGGCACACCACAACUCUUUCACUUAAUCGUAAUGCUUGCAAUUCGUUGAUAGAAAUACAUAUCAAUGGCACUUA
Molecule: messenger RNA, 1112 nt
Organism: Drosophila elegans
Lineage: Eukaryota; Metazoa; Arthropoda; Insecta; Diptera; Drosophilidae
Gene: Decay
Product: caspase-3
Exons: 3
Coding region: 44-970 (308 amino acids)
Biological process (GO): apoptotic process; proteolysis
Cellular component (GO): cytoplasm
Source: RefSeq, a predicted model, not a curated record